AUGGUUGGACGACAGACGAUCCGAAUGGACAGUGGUAAUGGCCCCGGGACGGUGGUGGAUGAGAGCCCCGCAUCCAGCCCUAGCUCCAGUCCCAGUCCGGACGGACGCCGCCGGGAGCUGCAGCGGCCCAGGGUGAUGCAGGCCAGCGGGCUGGGCAGCAGAGGACGGCCGGCAGCGGCCAAUGCAGCGCGGGAGAGGAGCCGAGUGCAAACUCUGAGACACGCUUUCCUGGAGCUACAAAGGACUCUGCCAUCGGUGCCGCCGGACACCAAGCUGUCUAAACUCGACGUGUUGAUAUUGGCCACCACGUAUAUUGCUCAUUUGACUCGAACGCUGCAAGAGGAAGGCAUGGAGGAGGGAGAGAGCACAAAACAAACAGAGGCAUUACACUCGCUCAAAGGUGAAGGAUACCUGCACCCGGUGAAGAAAUGGCCAAUGCGAUCCAGACUGUACGUCGGAGCAACCGGACAGUUCCUGAACACUUCAAAUCACUCAGAGUCAGAGAAUCAAGGCCCAUCUUCGUCCACAUCCCAGUAA
Molecule: messenger RNA, 537 nt
Organism: Myripristis murdjan (pinecone soldierfish)
Lineage: Eukaryota; Metazoa; Chordata; Actinopteri; Holocentriformes; Holocentridae
Gene: tcf24
Product: transcription factor 24
Exons: 2
Coding region: 1-537 (178 amino acids)
Biological process (GO): developmental process; regulation of transcription by RNA polymerase II
Molecular function (GO): protein dimerization activity; DNA-binding transcription factor activity, RNA polymerase II-specific; RNA polymerase II transcription regulatory region sequence-specific DNA binding
Source: RefSeq, a predicted model, not a curated record